AUGAGCUGCCGUGACCCUCUUACCCUUGUCCGGUGUGAGCUUCUGGAGGCCACUGAGGCAGAGCCAGAUGCGUCAGCUGCAGAGCUCCAGCCAGCGGCAGAAGAAGAGCAGUGGGCAGUGGUGGAGGUAGAGCUGGCUCCAGCUCCGUUGACACCACCCCCUCUACCACUGGAGCCAGUGUCCCCUCCACCAGCAGUGUUGGAGGUGGAGCAAGGGCCAACAUGGGCUCCAGCAGGAGUAGGAGCUGCUUAGCUGGAGUCACCUGGACCAUCAUUUCUAGUGAGAAGUCCAUCUCCACCUGUGGCUCUUAAGGAGCGUGAGAAGCUUAAUCUCAUGGCCUUCCCUCCUAAGCUGGUGGUGGAGCAGUUUACCAUGAUGGAUGCGGAGCUCUUCCAGAAGGUGGUGUCCUCUCCGUGUCUGGGCUCCACCUGGGGCAAGAGGAACAAGCCCGGCAAUGAGCACCAGACACCCAACGUCCAGGCCACCGUCGACCACGUCAGAAGGGUGGCCAGCUUCGUCAUCAUCCCCUGCCUCGGGGACCCGAGCAAGACAGCCCAGGACAGGGUGAGGGUGGUGGAGCGCUGGAUCCAGGUGGCCCAGGUGUGCUGUGGGAGGCCCAGUGGAGCCCCUCUCUGAAGCCUUGGGAACUGCCUCUCCACAUUUAUCAGCUCCCAGGAUUGCAGUGUGUGGUCUAAGCCCCUGCACAGUCCCUAGGACCUUCCUGCCAGG
Diceros bicornis minor is the source of this 729-nucleotide messenger RNA. Its product is annotated as ral-GDS-related protein-like. Lineage: Eukaryota; Metazoa; Chordata; Mammalia; Perissodactyla; Rhinocerotidae. Bases 334 to 636 code for a protein of 100 amino acids. Gene Ontology annotation, cellular component: plasma membrane. Gene Ontology annotation, biological process: Ras protein signal transduction; positive regulation of GTPase activity. The transcript is spliced from 3 exons. Gene Ontology annotation, molecular function: guanyl-nucleotide exchange factor activity. The record is from RefSeq and is a predicted model, not a curated record.